AUGGCAACGCGUCUGCAGUCAUAUGACAGUAACUCCAGUGACACGGAAAACUGGGAAGGGAAAUCGACGAGCCGACCUCGGAAACUGUGCAAGCAUUCGAGCAGUCGAGCAAUCGCAUCUGGAGUGGAGAGCCAACAGAGGAAGAUGAGCCUGCACGGUGCCAGCGGGGGCUGCGACCGUUCACGUGACCGGCGUCGCUCCAGCGAUCGCUCCAGGGAUUCCUCGCAUGAGAGAGAGGGGCAGCUCACCCCAUGCAUUCGCAACCUCACUUCACCCACCCGCCAGCAUAACAGUGGUGAGGAUCGCGAUGGCGGGCCAUCGUCAAGGCCUGGCAGCCCUCGGCCGCAGAGGGUUUCUCCCAGCGGCUCCAGCAGCAGCGGCGUGGUGAGCAGCCGCAACAGCAGCCUCUCCAGCACUGAGGGAACCUUCAAAAGUUUGCCAGCGGGCGAAAUGGUGUUCGUGUAUGAGAAUCCCAAAGAGGCGGCGACCAGCACCACUGUCUGCAACCGCAACGUGCGCACCUCCGAGAGGGUCACGCUGAUUGUUGACAACACGCGCUUCGUGGUCGACCCCUCCAUCUUCACCGCGCAGCCCAAUACCAUGCUGGGCAGAAUGUUCGGGUCGGGACGAGAGCACAAUUUCACCCGGCCCAAUGAGAAAGGGGAGUUUGAGGUGGCCGAAGGAAUCAGUUCAACGGUUUUCCGAGCAAUUCUGGAUUACUACAAAUCGGGGCUAAUCCGUUGUCCUGAUGGAAUCUCCAUCCCUGAGUUGCGGGAGGCGUGUGACUAUCUAUGCAUUUCUUUUGACUACAGCACCAUCAAAUGCAGAGACCUCAGUGCCCUGAUGCACGAGCUGUCCAACGACGGCGCCCGGCGACAGUUUGAGUUUUACCUGGAAGAAAUGGUUCUACCUCUGAUGGUGGCGAGCGCCCAGAGCGGCGAGCGCGAGUGCCACAUUGUGGUCCUCACCGACGACGACGUGGUGGACUGGGACGAGGAGUACCCGCCACAGAUGGGAGAGGAGUACUCACAAAUCAUCUACAGCACAAAACUCUACAGAUUCUUUAAGUAUAUCGAGAACAGAGAUGUGGCCAAGUCUGUUUUGAAGGAGAGGGGAUUGAAGAAAAUCAGACUGGGCAUUGAAGGUUACCCCACAUAUAAGGAGAAAGUAAAGAAGCGCCCUGGAGGUCGUCCGGAGGUUAUCUACAACUACGUCCAGCGCCCCUUUAUCCGCAUGUCAUGGGAAAAGGAGGAGGGCAAGAGUCGCCACGUGGACUUCCAGUGCGUCAAGUCCAAAUCCAUCACCAACUUGGCAGCGGCAGCGGCUGAUAUCCCGCAGGACCAGCUGGUUGUCCUGCACCCGGGCCCCCAGGUGGACGAGUUGGACAUCCUGCCCAAUCACCCACCCGGGGGCAACGCUUACAACAACAACUACAGCAACGAGCCCGACCCAGAGGGACCGCCGCCCGCCGUGUGA
Molecule: messenger RNA, 1476 nt
Organism: Nerophis lumbriciformis (worm pipefish)
Lineage: Eukaryota; Metazoa; Chordata; Actinopteri; Syngnathiformes; Syngnathidae
Source: RefSeq, a predicted model, not a curated record